UUACAACAACUUCAUCAUAACCAUGUGUACUUUUUUAUUUUUGAAAAGUGGUGUGAUAAAGGCUCCCACUAUGGGCUCCAAGUGUUCAUUUAAUGUCUUAUCUAAUGUUUAUUCCGUGGGUUCGGGUCCAUUUGCUCUGGGGCGCCUCUGCUGGUCCAAACUGGAACUUCGCACUCGGGUGAACAUGGCUGCACAAACUCGGGCUCUGGUGUCUGUUCAGUGGCUUGCAGACGCCAUCAAAAACAAACUUGCCGGUCCAAAACUUCGCAUUCUUGACACUUCUUGGUAUUUACCAAAAGCAAAGCGGGUUCCGCGGGAUGAGUUCGCUCAGAAACACAUACCGGGAGCUUCUUUCUUCGACAUCGACGAGUGCAGUGACUCCACUUCUCCUUAUGAUCAUAUGCUGCCAACUUCCAGCCACUUCUCCCAGUAUGUCGGAGAUUUGGGCAUCGGGAACGACACGCACGUUGUGGUUUAUGACACCAGCGACUUUGGGGCGUUCAGCGCUCCCCGCGUGUGGUGGAUGUUCCGGGCGUUCGGACACGGGUUGGUGUCGGUGCUGGACGGAGGCAUGAAGAACUGGGUGUCUGAGGGACACCCGGUGACAUCUGAAUACAACAAACCGGAGUGCCGAGAUUUCCGAGCGACCCUGAACGUGUCAUGGGUAAAGAGUUUUGAAGACGUGAUGGAGAACAUCAGAACCAAGGAGGUCCAGGUCGUGGAUGCCAGGUCACCCGGCCGGUUCAAGGGUACUGAGCCAGAACCCAGAGAGGACAUUCUUCCCGGACAUUUCCCAGGAGCGAUCAACAUUCCCUUCAUGUCUUUACGUGACGAUUCUGGAAAACUUCUGGGACCUGAAGCUCUGACCAAGGUUUUCAAAGAUGCCGGGGUGGACCUGCAACAGCCGCUCUGGGUCACCUGUGGCUCUGGCGUCACGGCGUGCCACGUUGCACUGGCGGCUCACCAGCUCGGGUAUCCCGGGGUUUGCCUUUAUGAUGGUUCCUGGGUGGAGUGGUUUCAGAGGGCGUCACCAGAAUACAUCCUCUCUGAGGGGAAAGUGAAGAAACAAUAAGUGCAGCUAGAUAUGACAGAAGAAAGUUGAUACGCCUUGACCUUCAUUCAGAGGGUUUUAAAACCUACUUUUGCCUUUUUUGAUUAUAGUUCCAUAAAGUGAUAAUUGGUCUCAAAAUAACACAUCAGGAUGAGUUUGCAUGAAAAAAGUCUGUUAUUCCUCCUUUCAUCUUUAUGAAAGAACUUGUGCAGCUCAGCUCAUUACAGUUUUACAAAGUCCUCCAUGAAUCUUCUGAACCAUCAGACAUUAAGUGUGAAUUUGAGAAUGAACCUUUUUUUUUGGGUUAGGGUUAGGUUUUUUUUUUUGCUGUUUUUUAUGUCCAAGUUAUCCUUAAAGAAGCUUCUUUACAGAUUUUACUUUGGACUAGACAACUCCAUGUUAACUCUGAACUUCUUUAUUACAGUUUUGCUUCGUAUUUGUCAUUUACUUGUUAAAGCUAAUAUAUUUUGUUGUUUAUCUCUGCUGCAUUAGACACGGCUGGAUUUUGUUUGACAAAGCUGAACAGCAAAAAUUCUUAAAAAUAUGUUCCAUGGUUUACAAAAAGUCAAACCAUCUUGUCCUUUCUAGUUGGACUUUUUUUGUUAUAGAGGGUUUACUUGAUUUCUUUAUGUACCAUACUGAAAGGUAUAAACACUCCUAUUAAUUGUUUAUCAAAUUAAUGUAAUAUAAAAAUGUACACUUUAGCGCCUUAUAUUUGAGGUUUUUAUUUUCUUAUUGAAAAUGGAAGAUUUGUAAAUAAUAAAUCAAACCUAUAAUGUAGCAACACAGAAAUUGUUUCCGUUUAAAAUUAAAAUAAAAGCCUUAAUUUUUCAC
Messenger RNA from Oryzias latipes (Japanese medaka), 1885 nucleotides. NCBI's taxonomy places the organism in Eukaryota, Metazoa, Chordata, Actinopteri, Beloniformes, Adrianichthyidae. The record is from RefSeq and is a predicted model, not a curated record.